Molecule: messenger RNA, 1834 nt
Organism: Rhododendron vialii
Lineage: Eukaryota; Viridiplantae; Streptophyta; Magnoliopsida; Ericales; Ericaceae
Product: sucrose-phosphatase 2-like
Exons: 9
Coding region: 326-1630 (434 amino acids)
Biological process (GO): sucrose biosynthetic process
Molecular function (GO): magnesium ion binding; sucrose-phosphate phosphatase activity
Source: RefSeq, a predicted model, not a curated record
CAUGAUAAAAAGAUGGGCAAUUUGGAAAAUGAUCAACAGAAAAAUGGGUAAUUUAGAUGCUUAAACAUUUAAAAACAAAAAUGGGUAAUCUAGAAAAUGAUAUAAAAAAAAAAGUUUGGCAAUUUAAUCUCAACAAUCGAAGGGAUUAUCUCUAUAGCCCUCGACCCCUCCAAGAACACGGUGACCAUAAUCGGUGAAGCCGAUCCCGUUUGCAUUAUUAAGAAGGUUAGGAAAUUCAGAAAAUCUGCUCAGAUUACGAGUAUAGGCCCCCUCCAAAGGAAGAGAAGAAAGAAGCUCUUCCUACCCUUCCGAAAGCGUGCCAGAAAUGCCAUGUUUGGUUAAAUUGAACGAUAUGGAUCGGCUCAAAAGCUCUGCGCGUUUCAUGAUAGUUUCCGAUCUUGACCAUACAAUGGUUGAUCAUCAUGAUCCUGAGAAUCUAUCUCUGCUUAGGUUUAAUGCUCUGUGGGAAGCACACUAUCGUCAUGAUUCUCUGUUAGUGUUCUCAACAGGAAGGUCUCCUACGCUUUACAAGCAGUUGAGGAAAGAGAAACCUAUGCUAACCCCUGAUAUAACCAUAAUGUCUGUUGGAACUGAAAUAACAUAUGGCAAUUCAAUGGUGCCUGAUGAGGGUUGGGUUGAAUUCUUAAAUAACAAGUGGGAUAAGUGCAUAGUCAUGGAGGAAGCAAGCAAGUUUGCCGAACUUACUCUUCAGGCAGAGACGGAGAUACGACCGCACAAGGUUAGCUUCUAUGUUCAGAAAGACAAGGCUCGGGAAGUGAUGAAAGCUCUUUCUGAGAUUUUUGAAAAACGUGGGCUGGAUGUUAAAAUUAUAUACAGUGGAGGAAUGGAUUUGGAUAUUUUGCCACAAGGGGCUGGCAAAGGUCAAGCUCUUGCUUAUCUUCACAAAAAGUUCACAUCAGAGGGAAGAUUACCCAAAAAUACUCUUGUUUGUGGAGACUCUGGAAAUGAUGCUGAAUUAUUCAGCAUUCCAGAUGUUUAUGGUGUCAUGGUAAGUAAUGCCCAAGAAGAAUUGUUGCAGUGGCAUGCUGAAAAUGCUAAGGAUAACCCUAAAAUAAUCCAUGCAACGGAGAGUUGUGCAGCAGGCAUCAUACAAGCCAUUGGACAUUUUAACCUUGGCCCAAGCACAUCUCCAAGAGAUGUUAUGGAUUCCUUUGACUCAGUGCCUGAAAAGUUUGAACCCGGGCAUGAAAUAGUGAAAUUUUUCUUGUUUCUUGAGAGAUGGAGGCGCGCAGAAAUGGAAUUUUCUGAGCUCUAUUUGGCGAGUCUGAAAGCACUCAGUCUUCCGUCCUGUGUUUUCGUCCAUCCAUCUGGUGCUGAGCAAUCUGUGCUUGACUGUACAAAUGAAUUGAGAAGGUCCUAUGGGGAUAAACAAGGGAAGCAAUAUCGAGUUUGGGUAGAUCAAGUUAUACCUACAGAGAUUGGUUCAAAUAUUUGGUUACUGAAUUUCACAAAGUGGGAGUUGUCAGGUGAAGAGCGGCGUGGUUGCGUGGCCACAGUUCUACUGAGUUCAAAGGAUCUGAGUACUCCAGAAGGGUUCACUUGGGUGCACAUGCAUCAGACAUGGGUGGAUGAAGCAAGAGCAAAAGAUCAUACUGAUUGGGUCUGUUAGAUUGAGCCUGAAGAUCGGUCCUGCAGCCCGCUCUAAAGAUCAGUAUCCUAUUCGUUUUCCAGUUGAGAAAAUAAAUAUAAGAGAUGCAUUGCAGAUAUAUUUUCUUGUUUACAGACCAUAAAUUAUCCAUCAACUCAGUCAAGGAUAUCUUGUUUAUCACAAUACUUGAUUUAUCAAGCAAAGAUUCCUUGUUUGGUGGUUUUA